GUGGUUGCCCAGCGAGGGCUUUUCGCUUGGUGCUUGGGACCCGGGGGUGGUCGAGCGUGUUUGUCCCCGACUCCGCGGCCGCGGCCUGAGCAGAGGGGCAGCGGGGUCCUCAUCGUCCCGCCUGCUCUUGUCACGCCGCCCCGAUCCGGGACCCCUCUGGAGUCCUGUUCCCUCCCACCCUAGCUCUCGGUCUCCCAGCCCCGCCCGGGAGGUCCAGGCCCCAUCCCGCCGGGUCCCCACCGGGCCACGGGCGCAGGGGACCAGCCSUCCCCGCUUCCACCGCCCAGGCCGCGAAACCCACCCUCCGACGCCUCUGGCCGCUGCUCUUCACUCCGGGUCGGCGGUAGUGGUGGUUACCAUGGUGAAGCUGGCAGCCAAAUGCAUCCUGGCAGGAGACCCGACGGUGGGCAAGACGGCCCUGGCGCAGCUCUUCCGCAGCGAUGGGGUGCACUUCCAGAACUACACCCUGACAGCAGGGGUGGAUUUGGUGGUGAAGACGGUGCCAGUUCCCGACACCGGCGACAGUGUGGAGCUCUUCAUUUUUGACUCGGCCGGCAAGGAGCUGUUUUCUGAAAUGCUGGAUAAAUUGUGGGAAAGUCCCAACGUCCUGUGUCUGGUCUACGACGUGACCAACGAGCAGUCCUUCAACAGCUGUGGCAAGUGGCUGGAGAAGGUCCGGGCGCAGGCUCCGGGCACCACCCUGCCAGGUGUCCUGGUGGGAAACAAGACAGACCUGGCUGGCAGGCGGGCAGUGGACUCGGCCCAGGCCCGGGCGUGGGCGCUGGGCCAGGGCCUGGAGUGUUUUGAAACGUCCGUGAAGGAGAUGGAGAGCUACGAGGCCCCCUUCCACUGCCUGGCCAAGCAGUUCCACCAGCUGUACCGGGAGAGGGUGGACGCCUUCCACACCCUGGUGUGAGCGGCCGCCUGGGCCGCCGUGGGCCUGGCCGUGCCUCUCCCUGGAGGACGAGCGGCGCUGGAGUUGCUCUGCGCCCAGGGACCUCGGGACAGCCGCAAAUAAAACUAGG
Urocitellus parryii (Arctic ground squirrel) is the source of this 1025-nucleotide messenger RNA. RefSeq names its product intraflagellar transport 27 (gene Ift27). Gene Ontology annotation, molecular function: GTPase activity; GTP binding. The record is from RefSeq and is a predicted model, not a curated record. NCBI's taxonomy places the organism in Eukaryota, Metazoa, Chordata, Mammalia, Rodentia, Sciuridae.